Messenger RNA from Periconia digitata, 2352 nucleotides. NCBI's taxonomy places the organism in Eukaryota, Fungi, Ascomycota, Dothideomycetes, Pleosporales, Periconiaceae. The record is from the annotation of a GenBank genome assembly.
ACUUUUUUGACGGUUAGAUGGGCGCAUGCAUACAAGGAAUUCGUGAAUGCUUCCAUCUACUACGACAUGCGCUCUGUUUUACGACCGACGAGCCGAGCUGCCCACUUCAACUAUGCCACGCCUCACAGCCUGUUCAAAUCGCCAGCACUCAUCUGCCCUGCGCUCCAAGGGUACCCGAUAAUACCGCCUUGCAGUCGCCCCAAAUCCGCCCCUUCUUCCACAAGAUCAUUCUCAACACCGAGACCAAGAUAUCAACAAGUUGCGCUGCCUGCUGAGUUUUCCGGUGAAUCGGCCUCCGAACAGAAUCCUUCUGCGCCUCCUCCCCUUAAACAAAAUCUUCCACGGACCUGUCCAGGAUGCGGAGCGCCGACACAAAUCCACGACGCGAAUGAGGCAGGGUACUAUAAUGUUAGGAGAAAUGCUAUAAAGGAAUAUCUUGAAUAUGACGCAGAAGAAACAGAGACGGUUCUAGAAGACGACGUUUACAACAGAGCAUUGAAGCAGAUGGAUCCAAAGCAGCUGGAAGAACUGGGCAUGACUAGAGAAGUUCUCGAUGCAGGCAACCGUAUAGAAAAAAAGGCACCAGACACGCCGGUCUGCGAUCGUUGCCACAAACUCGUUCAUCAUCAUGCCGGGGUACCAAUUUUCCACCCGUCGGUUGAAGCUAUCCAGCAGACCAUUGCCGAAUCGCCACAUAGGCGCAAUCACAUCUACCACGUCGUAGAUGCUGCCGACUUCCCCCUCUCUCUUAUUCCGACGCUUCAAACUUCUCUACGAUUACCUAAACUGCGAUCUCAAAAUCGUCGGGCUAAGCAUAAAGGAUGGGUGGCUAAUGAUCGCAUUGCUGAAGUCAGCUUCAUCAUCACACGAUCUGAUCUGUUGGCGCCCAAGAAGGAACAGGUAGAUGCUCUCAUGCCCUACAUACAAGAAGUGCUCAGGGAUGCACUUGGAAGGACAAACAAACUGGCCCGUCUCGGUAACGUCAAAUUGGUCAGCGCGCAUCGAGGAUGGUGGACAAAGCAAGUAAAAGAGGAUAUCUGGGAACGUGGAGGCGCGGGGUGGUUGGUUGGCAAAGUCAACGUUGGGAAGUCAAACCUUUUCGAAUUUGUCUUUCCAAAAGGCAGAGGUGCGGACUAUCAGGAUUUGCGCAAGCUCCGCUCUGCCGCUGAACGAGAGGCGAUGCUGGACGCCGCCGAAACCAUGGACGAACUAACAAAAGUCCGUCAAGAACUCGCCAAAGAGGACGAAGAGUUCGACCGGCGCCAGAAACUUGCACAACAGCAUGCCCUCCCGCCCCAAAAACCUCUUACGUCAAGAGAGAUACUCCAAAGAGAAGCAGAAGAGGAGGAGAGAAAAGAAGAAGAAGAAGAUGAGGAAGAUUUUGACCCCGAUGCGCUUCUUCCUCCACCUCAGCCAUAUACCCCCUACCCAGUUCUCCCCGUCGCUUCCUCUCUUCCAGGAACAACCGCAUCUCCCAUCCGCCUUCCAUUCGGACGCGACCGAGGCGAACUAGUCGAUCUUCCUGGCCUCGCGCGCACUAAUCCUGGCCUCGAAACCUUCGUUGAGCCCUCCUCGCAGAAGUCGCUGGUCAUGACCUCGCGCAUAAAUGCCGAACGCUUCGUCCUCAAGCCAGGACAAUCCCUCCUGUUAGGCGGAGGACUCAUUCGCAUCACGCCAACCACUCCAGAUCUCAUCUUCCUUAUACACCCCUUCGUGCCCAUUGAACCUCACGUCACCCGCACCGACAAGGCCAUAGCGUUGCAAACACAGUCCAGUGAUCGUCACGUCCCCUCGAUUCUUACCCGAAACGUCGGUGAGCAAAUGCACUCAGCUGGCCGCUUCAAACUCAAGUGGGACGCUACCCGCAAACUCUCGGGGCCCUUAACAUCCUCAACCGCCGGUAAACUACGUCCAGAGAACCUCCCCUUCCGCGUAUUCAGCACAGAUAUCCUCAUAGAGGGCGUCGGUUGGGUCGAAGUUUCGGCGCAGUUACGUCGCCCACAAGGCUGGAGGGCCCCCGGCAUGGUGAAAAAAGACGCCAACCACGCGCGCGAGGCAAAACUCGCGGCUUUCAAGUCAGCUGCUGAGGAGCGGAACGCGAAACAUGAGGCAAAGCUGCGAGGAGAGGAGUACAUCAAGACAGAGCCGUCUGAAGAGGAGCUUGCGGACGUUGCUGAAUUCCCUGAGAUCGAGGUCUUCAGUCCGCUGGGCAAGUUUGUUGGCGCAAGAAAGCCUAUGUGUGCGAGUGUAGUCAGCGGGCCUAAAUUCGUUGCCAGCCGCGACCGUUCUUCGCGACCGAGACGCAGUAUGAAGAGUGUCAAAUCGCAGAGAAAGCCGGCUGCUAAGGAUUGA